UUAGUGACUCCUUAGAUAAGAAUUCCGUGUUCCCUCCUGCAGAACGGGGACUGGGCAGCAGAGAAGGUGAUCGAAGUGCCCAGCAAGAAGGUGCAAGGAUGGCUCCUCCCAGACAUGCCUGGUCUCAUCACCGACAUCCUGAUCUCCCUGGACGACAGGUUCCUGUAUUUCAGCAACUGGCUGCACGGGGACGUGCGGCAGUACGACAUCUCCGACCGCCGGCGGCCCCGGCUCGUGGGGCAGGUCUUCCUGGGGGGCAGCAUUGCCAGGGGGGGCCCUGUGACUGUGCUGGAGGACAAGGAGCUGCAGUGUCAGCCAGAGCCAUUUGUCAUCCAGGGCAAGAAGGUUCCAGGUGGGCCUCAGAUGCUGCAGCUGAGCUUGGAUGGGAAGAGGUUGUACGUGACCAGCUCCCUGUACAGCGCCUGGGACAAACAGUUCUACCCCGACCUGCUCCGGGAGGGCUCUGUCAUGCUGCAGAUCGACGUGGACACCGAGAGGGGGGGGCUGGCGGUGAAUCCAAACUUCCUGGUGGAUUUUGGGAAGGAGCCGGACGGGCCGGCGCUGGCCCACGAGAUGCGGUACCCGGGGGGGGACUGCACCUCGGACAUCUGGCUGUGACCAUCCUCCUGGGGCUGCUUUAUCCCCUUCCCAGAGCUUCCCAAACCUUCCCUUUAUCACCAGGAGAAUCAGGGCACCUAGAACUUGGGUCUAAAUUCAGGUUUCUCUUUCUGAACUCCCAUCUCAUUCCUGUGUCCGUGCACCGAUGCCAUAAAAAAUCAGCAAUAAAAUCACCCUUCAGCUCAGGGGGAGGGGCAUUUUUUCUUUUGGUCUUUC
Messenger RNA from Corapipo altera (White-ruffed manakin), 834 nucleotides. RefSeq names its product methanethiol oxidase-like. The record is from RefSeq and is a predicted model, not a curated record. NCBI's taxonomy places the organism in Eukaryota, Metazoa, Chordata, Aves, Passeriformes, Pipridae. Bases 115 to 618 code for a protein of 167 amino acids. The transcript has 5 exons. Gene Ontology annotation, molecular function: selenium binding.